Messenger RNA from Triticum turgidum subsp. durum (durum wheat), 1668 nucleotides. The record is from the annotation of a GenBank genome assembly. Lineage: Eukaryota; Viridiplantae; Streptophyta; Magnoliopsida; Poales; Poaceae.
AUGAUCUUGUAUUUUGUGCCGCCCGACGGAUGGACGGACGGAACAGCCGCAAGGGUGUGCAUUUUGGCAGUCUGCCAUUGCCGAGGGCGGGGGAGAGGCGCUUCGGUCUCGGCGCGGGGGAUGGAGGGGCGGGGGAGGCGGCCGCGGAGCCCGGAGCGGCGGAGGCCGCCGGCGAGGAAGGUGCCGGUGGUGUACUACCUCACGCGGAGCCGCCACCUCGAGCACCCGCACUUCGUCGAGGUGCCGGCGCCCUCCUCCUCCGACGGGCUCUACCUCCGAGAUGUGAUUCGUCACCUCAACAUGGUGCGCGGCAAGGGCAUGGCCUCCAUGUACUCCUGGUCCUGCAAGAGGAGCUACAAGAAUGGGUUUGUGUGGCACGAUCUCGCAGAGGACGACCUCGUCCUCCCGGCCACCGACGGCGAGUAUGUGCUCAAGGGCUCCGAGAUCCUGGACCAACCUUCUUCAGGUCAAUUUCACCAUGGUAGUAAUGGCAACCAGAAGCAGCAGAGCAGGGUGAAAGAGGGUAGUACAAGGUUGCCUUUGUCAAGGGAGGCCUCCUUCUCCUCCUCCCCACCCAGUGUGACAGUCAGAGAAGCCAAGCCUCGGCGCGUGCCAUCGGUGCCUUCGCGGGACGAGGACGACUCCCCCUCGCCCUGCCGGGGCACCUCCUCGGAGACAAUGUCGCCGGAGUCGGAGCCUCAGAGGACUGUCAUGUCACGGCCGACGCCGGCAGAAUUCAGGGUUUUCAAGCCCACCGGUUUGAUGGAUGCCGCAACUCAAACCGAUGACCUCGGCAGAAGAUCAGCUCGGAGAGCACCUGAGAUGCACAAGAAGAGUCUGAGCACUGAUCAUGACGCUGUGGUUCGUGAUGUUACCGAGUACCGGCAGCAGAGCCAUCCGCGCCGGUCGGCCGAGCUCCAGGGGAUCUCCAGGGAUGUCAUGUCCCACUGUGCCACUCCACUGAGCAUGGCCUCAACCCAUGGCAAGUCCGAGAGCUUGGAGUCGUUGAUACGUGCCGACAACGCGUCAGCUAACAGCUUCAGGAUUCUUGAGGAGGAUGACAUUGUCGUGCCGACCUGCCCGAAGCUGAGGCCGGCGAAUGUGCUGAUGCAGCUCAUCACCUGUGGUUCACUUUCAGUGAAGGAUCAUGACAACAUUGGCCUUGUUGGGGCUUACAAGCCAAGGUUCCCGAACCUGAAGUUCCCGUCGCCGCUGAUUUCUCGCUCCAUGAUGAUGGGUGAGCUCGAUUACCUAUCAGAGAACCCCAGAUUCAUUGGGACACGGAUUGAAGAUAAGGAGUAUUUUAGUGGGAGCAUCAUCGAGACCAAGACGCAGAGAGACGUUCCCGCCGAGAGGCACUCGGUGCUUAAAAGGUCUUCUUCGUAUAACGCAGAAAGGGGCGGCGAGAACCUCUGCGACUGCACGGGGCCCGAUGAAGAAGAGAUGGUACCGCGCUCGAGGUGCCUGCCCCGGACGCCAAUACUGUCAUCCUUGCUGCACCCGAAGAGCGAGACGCAGAAGUCCCCGGUAUCGGACUGCAGGAGGAGCUCCUCGGCCGGGCCGGACUCGAUUGACGGCGGGAGCAAGCGGUUCACCGACGCGUCGUCGAGGGUAGAGUCCUUCAGGAAGGAGAGCAAGGAGAAGCUCGUCAAGAUCGAGGAAAGUUAA